Molecule: messenger RNA, 1170 nt
Organism: Closterium sp. Yama58-4
Lineage: Eukaryota; Viridiplantae; Streptophyta; Zygnematophyceae; Desmidiales; Closteriaceae
Source: the annotation of a GenBank genome assembly
AUGCUGCUUUCUCCUGUUUUCUCAGUGCUCCUCCUUGUCUGCUUCCUCUCCCUUUCUCCUGCUUCCCCCUGCUCCCCCCUGCUCCCCCCCGCUUCCCCUUGCUCCCCCCUACUCCCCCCUGCUCCCCCCCGCUUCCCCUUGCUCCCCCCUACUCCCCCCUGCUCCCCCCCGCUUCCCCUUGCUCCCCCCUACUCCCCCCGGCUCCCCCCUACUUCCCCCUCCCCCUGUCCCCCUGCUGGCCUUUCUGUUGUGACGUGUUCGUGCCUCCUCCACACGCGUCCCCCCUCCACACGCGUCCCCCCCCUUCCACACGCGUCCCCCCUCCACACGCGUCCCCCUUCCACACGCGUCCCCCCUCCACACGCGUCCCCCUUCCACACGCGUCCCCCCUCCACACGCCUCUCUCCCUCCUCCACACUCCUGCUCUCUCCACGCGCCGCGCCUAGGUACCAGAUUUCAUUCGACAGCGCGCACGCACCUGCUCCUUCCACAGCCAAUGAGAGGCGGCCACGUGGACCGGACAAGGCGACAGCAGAGGGCAUGGCGCAGGCUCUCCGCAUGGUGACCAAGUCGUUUGCAAGUGUGUUUCCCUCCCUCCGUCUCCCUGCAUUUUCCUGCACGGGAGCAGUGACCAAGUCGUUUGCAAUAGCGACGGUGAUAGUGGCAGGGGGAGGAGCGGUGGCCGUGGCAGCGACGUUUCGAGCCUUGGAUGUCCAAACGGUGAGCGAUGUGGUGGUGCUGCUGGUGUGGUGGUGCUGCUGGUGUGGUGGUGCUGCUGGUGUGGUGGUGCUGCUGGUGUGGUGGUGCUGCUGGUGUGGUGGUGCUGCUGGUGUGGUGGUGCUGCUGGUGUGGUGGUGCUGCUGGUGUGGUGGUGCUGCUGGUGUGGUGGUGCUGCUGGUGUGGUGGUGCUGCUGGUGUGGUGGUGCUGCUGGUGUGGUGGUGCUGCUGGUGUGGUGGUGCUGCUGGUGUGGUGGUGCUGCUGGUGUGGUGGUGCUGCUGGUGUGGUGGUGCUGCUGGUGUGGUGGUGCUGCUGGUGUGGUGGUGCUGCUGGUGUGGUGGUGCUGCUGGUGUGGUGGUGCUGCUGGUGUGGUGGUGCUGCUGGUGUGGUGGUGCUGCUGGUGUGGUGGUGCUGCUGGUGUGGUGGUGCUGCUGGUGUGGUGGUGUUGCUGA